UUUCCAGAUUUCCAUGAGGCAGAGGCCGUGAAUAAAGGCCAACAUGGAUAGGUUUACCCAGAGUGAGCCAAACAUUGUAUCAGGUUCCUCCUCAGAUCCAUUUUCUGCCCUGCCUCCAGAAUUAUUUGAAAUGAUCCUUUGUCGACUCCCCAUAACUGACCUCUGUCUACAUCUGCCUCUUGUCAGUUCCUACUGGCACUCUGUCAUCGCCAGUGAUGCAUUCAUUCCUUGGAAGAAAUUGUAUUACAAAUACAAACUGGGGACUUGUCCUGAGGCUAAGAAGAAAGUACAAACUCUGGCAUCAUCCCUUGGGAUGACUUCUGUCGAACAUUGUCUUCUUGCAGUACUCAGGUUUGCUCUUCAGUACAAAGGACAUCAUCAUCAAGAUGUUGUGAUAUGGCUCAAGUCAUGGUCAAAGAUAAGGCUAUGUGUGAGACUAUUGGAAGAAAGCAUACCAGAAGGUGCUUCAUCUAUAUGGACUGUCUUGGUGGCCCUCAGCAUUCUCAGUAAUGAAGUGGAUGACAUCAUCUACAUUUUCCAUCUCAUAUCUCAUUCUCCUGGAAAUCGCAUCACAGCUUAUGAUCUCAUAGAUUUCUUCUAUUCCCUGGCUUUACUCUUUCAACAUGCACAAUACACAUUUGAUGUUAAUCAUGGGUUUCAUGGAUUAGACUCCCCCUCGAUGCAGAUAGCCAUCGAGGAUCGUGCAUGGCCUCCCCCGUACGCCUCUCUCCCUCGUUCCUCCGAGGAGAACGCGGUCGUGCCGGAACGCGGCCGUGUGGGAACGCGGGAUACGUCACGACGUGAUCGCUGUCUUGAGCCUGGUUCACCUGGUCUCACCUCAGCCGAGCGCAGCCCGGUGCGGGGGAGGAGGGAGGGAGGGAGGAGGGACGAGGGAGGGGGGAGGAAGGGAGGGACGAGGGACGAACGAGAAUUCGAUGUGCGUUUUCGCUCUGUGCAUGAAAGAACAAAAGAGUCUUGA
Messenger RNA from Darwinula stevensoni, 979 nucleotides. The record is from the annotation of a GenBank genome assembly. NCBI's taxonomy places the organism in Eukaryota, Metazoa, Arthropoda, Ostracoda, Podocopida, Darwinulidae.